Messenger RNA from Lagopus muta (rock ptarmigan), 4948 nucleotides. It is a transcript of the gene ZFYVE1, whose product is annotated as zinc finger FYVE-type containing 1. Bases 714 to 3059 code for a protein of 781 amino acids. The record is from RefSeq and is a predicted model, not a curated record. Gene Ontology annotation, molecular function: zinc ion binding. The transcript has 12 exons. NCBI's taxonomy places the organism in Eukaryota, Metazoa, Chordata, Aves, Galliformes, Phasianidae.
CAAGCCCGCGGAUCCCCGCGAUCAGCUGAUCCCGCUGACAACAGCGGAGCGGGCGCAGGGCGGUGGCGGCGGGCGUCCCGGUCCUGCCCUCCCUGCCCCGCCGGGCGCCUCGCCUGCAUGCUCGGGGCCCGCCCCGUCCGCCGGGGGAAGAGAAGCGGGCGCCCCGCGGCCGCCGAGGCGGGGCGGAGGAAGCGGCGGCUGGGAGCCGACUCCUUGGUCACCGGGUGCAGGGGGAGGAAGGGGAAGGCGGGCGGCCGCGGGACUGUAAACAAUAGCCCGGCCCGCGGCGCCCCGCUCGGGGUCGCCUUUGUUCGGCGGCGCGGCUCCCGGCAGCGCUCCGGCCGCGGCCCGAGGGAAAUCCUUGCCCUCAUCUGUCCAGGGGCACCUGGCUGGUUUUGUCCUACUGCUGAAAGCAAGUAAUGGAGUGAAAGAACAGGUGCCAGCAUUUGUGUAUAACAACAAAUUAAACCAACUGCAUGCUUUCAGCUUAGGUGGGAGAAGAACUUCACCUGUGCCUGAGAGAGCUCCCAGGAAGGCAAGUUGAUGUGUGAAUCUCACAGAAACGUCUCUUAGUAACUUAAAAUUAAGUACGGACAGAAUUCCUGUUGUUUCUUUCCCCUGUGAAAAAUACUGAAUUUGGAACUGACUUUCCCCCAUAUUGUUACUUAAAGCACAACCAGGAGGGAAGAUUGCUGCUUUGAAGAAAUCUGAAGAUGAGCGCCCACACACAGACUGCAGAGAAGGGCCAGAACACGGCCCUGCUCUGCCAGGAGAGCUACGUUUGCAGUGGGACAGAUGAAGCAGUCUUUGAGUGUGAUGAGUGCAGGAGCUUGCAGUGCCAGCGCUGUGAAGAGGAGCUGCACCAGCCAGAAAGGCUGCGGAACCAUGAACGGACCCGCAUAAGGCCUGGCCAUGUCCCUUACUGUGACUCCUGCAAAGGUGCCAAUGGGAACAUCAUGCACUCCAGCAUGACGGGAUCAAGGCAGAUAGCAGCGGUGAGGUGCCAGGUGUGCAAAAUCAACCUCUGUGUAGAAUGUCAGAAGAGAACGCAUGCUGGGGGGAACAGGAGGAAGCACCCUAUCACCGUGUACCAUGCUGGCAAAGCCCAGGAGCAGGAAGAGGAGGAGAUGGAUGAGGAGACCAGGAGAAGGAAGAUGGCUGAGAAAGUUGUGAGUUUCCUCUUGGUGGAUGAAACUGAGGAGAUUCAGGUAAGGAAUGAGGAAGACUUUAUUAAGAAACUGGACUGUAGUCCUGACCAGCAUCUAAAGGUAGUGUCCAUCUUUGGGAACACAGGGGAUGGCAAGUCUCACACCCUUAACCACGCUUUCUUCUAUGGCCGGGAAGUCUUCAAGACAUCUCCAGCCCAAGAGUCCUGCACGGUCGGAGUCUGGGCAGCCUAUGACCCUGUCCGCAAAGUGGUGGUAAUUGAUACAGAGGGCCUCCUGGGGGCCACCGUGAACCUCAGCCAGAGAACACGGCUGCUGCUGAAGGUCCUGGCCAUCUCUGACCUUGUCAUCUACCGUACUCGUGCUGACAGGCUCCACAAUGAUCUCUUCAAAUUUCUUGGUGAUGCCUCAGAGGCUUAUUUAAAACAUUUCACCAAGGAGCUAAAAGCUACCACAGCCCGGUGUGGCCUAGAUGUUCCUCUGUCAACUUUGGGUCCAGGUGUCAUCAUCUUCCAUGAGACUGUGUACACCAAGCUACUGGGCUCUGAUCAUCCUUCUGAAGUUCCUGAGAAGCUCAUUCAAGAUCGGUUUCGGAAGUUAAGCUGUUUUCCUGAAGCUUUCAGCUCAAUUCAUUACAAGGGAACAAGGACAUACAAUCCCCCAACAGAUUUCUCUGGACUUAGGCGAGCUGUGGAGCAGCAGCUGGAGAACAAUACAACUCGGUCACCUAGACAGCCUGGUGUUAUCUACAAAGCAUUAAAGGCUCUAAGUGACCGGUUUAGUGGGGAAAUCCCUGAUGACCAGAUGGCUCAUAGCUCUUUCUUUCCAGAUGAAUAUUUCACGUGCUCCUCUGUGUGUCUCAGCUGUGGGUGUGGCUGUAAGAAGAGCAUGAACCACACAAAGGAAGGAAUCCCUCAUGAAUCCAAAAGUCGAUGCAGAUACUCUCACCAGUAUGACAACAGAGUCUAUACUUGCAAGGCUUGCUAUGAACGAGGAAUGGAGGUUAGCGUGGUGCCAAAGACCUCUGCUUCCACUGACUCACCUUGGCUAGGCCUUGCCAAGUAUGCUUGGUCAGGAUAUGUGAUUGAGUGCCCCAACUGUGGAGUGGUGUACCGCAGCCGACAGUACUGGUUUGGCAACCAAGAUCCUGUAAAUACUGUGGUGAGGACAGAAAUUGAACAUGUCUGGCCAGGGACGGAUGGCUUUCUGAAAGACAACAACAAUGCGGCCCAGCGUUUACUGGAUGGGAUGAAUUUCAUGGCACAAUCAGUAUCUGAACUUAGCCUGGGACCCACGAAAGCUGUGACCUCUUGGUUGACAGACCAGAUUGCCCCGGCUUACUGGAGACCCAACUCUCAGAUCCUGAGUUGUAAUAAGUGCAACACGCCUUUUAAAGAUAAUGACACUAAACAUCACUGCCGGGCCUGUGGAGAGGGCUUCUGUGAUGGCUGUUCUUCCAAGACCCGUCCUGUGCCUGAGCGAGGCUGGGGACCAGCACCAGUGCGCGUGUGUGACAACUGCUAUGAAAACAGGGGCAUCCAGUUAGAUGUGGCUGAGCUGCCUUCAGAUGAAGAAGGGGGCACACUUAUUGCCAGGAAGGUGGGGGAAGCUGUGCAGAACACUCUUGGAGCAGUGGUGACAGCCAUGGACAUUCCCUUAGGUCUGGUAAAAGAUGCUGCUCGACCUGCAUACUGGGUACCAGACCAUGAAAUCCUGCACUGCCACAACUGCCGGAAGGAAUUCAGCAUCAAGCUCUCCAAACACCACUGUCGGGCCUGUGGCCAGGGAUUCUGUGAUGAGUGCUCUCAUGACCGCAGAGCGGUUCCUUCUCGUGGAUGGGAUCACCCAGUCCGAGUCUGCUUUAACUGCAAUAAAAAGCCUGGUGACCUUUAGCCCCAGGCUCAUCUCCAGAUCUUUGCAAUUCCUUAUGUUCUCAGGGUUACAAAUGAAAAUGUUUGGUCUCCCUUUCACUUCUUAACCUUUUGCAGCCAGAGUGCAUGUUUCCAGUCUUUGGCCUCCUCUCAUGUAUUAUAUCCAUCUUGGAAUGCUGGGAAUGAACUUCAGUUCAGCUGUUAGGUUUUAAUUUCAAACUAACUGGGGAAGGGAAGGAGCUCCCUUGUAAAUGAGCAAACCAAAAUCCAGUAUAUCUUAUUCCAAUUUAGCUAUAUAUGUAUAUCUAUAUAUAGGUAUAAUUUAGCAUAUUAAGAAUGCAGUUGGCUAAUGAAGCUUUGAGUAUUCCUAGUUCAAAUGAUGGAUGAUGGUGUUCCUUGCUAUGUUGAAUCAGAUGUACAGCCUUCUGAUUCUGCUUCUGGAAUGUCUUUCUGAUCAUGAUGCUACGUGAGGAAGGUCUGGACUCCGUGUUGCCAGGAAAUCACAGGUAUCUCCAACGCUGAUUGUAUGAAUUACACCUGGUAAUUCAAGCAACCCUGCAUCUGGAUGUGCCGUGCUCCUGGCUGUUCAUUAGAAGGUUUGUUUGAGCUAUGAUAAGAACAGUGGUCUUGCAGUGCAAGAGGUAUUAAGUUGAAAUGACCCUCUGGUAGAGACCAGUAGAGCUUUUAAAGGUAAAGCAAAUCAUAUGGCACAAGGCAAAGCAUUCUGAGUUUGCCAUUUUGACUUCAAUACCAGAUCAAAAGGUAGCAGGGUCUUGCUCUCCCUGGCAGUGUUCUCAUAUACUCAGGUUUUUUUUUUUCAGGUUUGCCAGCUUGUUGCAAUUAAGUUUUGUACAGAGCAGAACAAGAGAACAAGUUGUGUAGGCAAUUCUGAGAUAAGAAGUUUGAUUUGCUUGGGUUGUGAUUUUUCUUUUUUUCCCACUUUUGAAAAAGAUCUCUGAUUCUAUGGAACCUCUGGGUUCUCAGACAUGGUUGUAUAGAAAAUGCACAGAUUUGACAUACUUUUUUUUCUAGUAAUAUGAACUUACGAAUCCACCUGGAAAAUGGGAACCUUUCUUCUUUGCUCCUAGCAACUGGCACUCACUGGACUUCAUCCUUUUAUUAAAGGACCGCAUUGAAUUCACUGAUUUUUUUUUUUUUUUUUUUUUUGUUAUCAAAACCACGACUUAACCUAAUUAAUACUGUCUUGUACUGUGGAUUUGUGGUUCCAGUUAUAAGAAGUAAGAGACCAUUGUGGAUUGAACUGCCUAAAAUUAUUUGUUGUUGGCUUAUAUAGUCAAGAAUACUUCUACCACAGGAGACUUGUCUCUUCUUGGAGUGGCUGGAGUUUGAUGCAAUGUCCUGAAACUGUGGUAUUUUUUCCCCAGCUUAUUAAAUGUGCUCUUGUGUAGAUGAGUGCCCAACAACCUGUUUUAGGCCUGUAUUAUUAAAUUAACUGCUAUAAAAGACUUUAUCUUCUGAACAAGCAUUCUGACUUUUUCCUUGUAAGGAGUAGUUCUCACUUGUCUCUGAAAGAAUGUACAGUGAUUGCCCCUUCGCAACUACAUCCAGCCUGCGCAUGGAAGUAGAUCUGAAGAUUUCCAGGACACCUUCUGUACUGACCAAGUUUUCUGGGGACUAUCUAACAUUUUAAUAAGCAAAGUCUGCCAUAAACUGACAGUUGCCCAACAUAGGGCACGAGCAGGUAGAAAUCCUCUCUUUAAAACACAUUCUGCACAUCCAGCAUAAUUGUGUGCUUCAAAGUCGUCUUAUUAUUUUAAUGGGCGAGCAAUUGUUCUUGGUUUGUAGGCUGUGCCCUGUGUGCUGUUUAUGCAUGAGCCUUUACUAUCAUGUUAAUGCACAAAGAAAGCAGCCAUGACAUUCCUUGUAUAAAAUUGUUGGCAUCUGUUUCAA